Metarhizium album ARSEF 1941 is the source of this 1722-nucleotide messenger RNA. Its product is annotated as AMP-binding domain protein. NCBI's taxonomy places the organism in Eukaryota, Fungi, Ascomycota, Sordariomycetes, Hypocreales, Clavicipitaceae. The transcript is spliced from 5 exons. The record is from RefSeq and is a predicted model, not a curated record. Bases 1 to 1722 code for a protein of 573 amino acids.
AUGUCCGGGCCGCCCUCGCGCAUCCGGUCCAUCCUCGGCCAUUUGAUCGGUCCUGCUCAACCGCCGCCUCACAUUCAUCAUCUCUCACCGACCUUCUUCCUCGAACGUGCCGCCCUUGUCGAGCCUGAUGCGGACGCAAUCCUUCACAUAACGCCCAGCGGCGUCUCUUUGCGCCGCUCGUACCAAACAUUUGCAGACCGAGCUCGCGGUCUGGCCUACUACUUCAAGAAGCACAGGCUGACUCGCAUCGGCAUCUUGGCACCCAACACGCCAGCUUUCUUGGAGUCAAUAUACGGCAUUGUCGCCGGUGGCGCCGUCAUUGUUCCCGCCAACUAUCGACUGAAAGAGGACGAUAUUGCUUACGUUUUUGAGCACGCCGAAGUCGAUUGCAUCAUUGUCGACAAGGAAUUUGAGAAUUUGCUCGCCGCAUUCACGAAAAAGAACCCCAAGAUCCCCCUGAUUGUUGAUCUGGACACGGAUGCCACGGACGGUCCAUCAUGCGGUCAAUUCAACGAAGCCAUUCUUGAGGGCCUUGCCUAUGAUGAGGAGCUAGGCGGCCAUGCCUGGGCCGGCUUGCAGUCCAAGGCAACCAACGAAGACGACAUCAUCGCCAUUCCCUUCACAUCUGGCACGACGUCACGGCCUAAAGGAGUCGUCUACACCCACAGAGGUGCAUAUCUUGCGGCCAUGGGAAAUAUCAUUGAAUCCGGCCUCAAUCACGGGCGAUGCCGCUAUUUAUGGACUCUGCCAUUGUUCCACGCUCUUGGUUGGACAUUUCCCUGGUCUGUCGUGGCUGUGCGAGGUUUGAAUGUGUGCCUGCGAAAGAUCGACUAUCCGCUUAUAUGGAAGCUGUUGAAGGAGGAGGGAAUCACACACUUCAAUGCAGCCCCAACCGUCAAUACGCUUCUGGUGGCCGCCAAGGAAGCCGUCAAGCUACCCAACCCCGUCCAAGUAACGGUUGCAGCCAGCCCCCCAUCUGCUCAUCUUUUCGAGUCAAUGACCGAUCUCAACCUCAUACCUGUCCACGUGUACGGAAUGACAGAAUCUAAUUCAAGCCAAGAAACAUAUGGCCCAAUCACGAAAUGCUAUCAUCUCCCGGAAUGGGAUAACCUUCCGCCGCAGCAAAAAUACAGCAAGAUGGCCCGGCAAGGCCACGGCUUUGUCACAAGUUUACCCAUUCGCAUCAUCAAACCCGACCAGCCGGAAGGUGUGCUCAUUGACGUCGCCAAGAACGGCCAAGAGAUUGGAGAAAUCGUUUUUCUUGGCAACAUCUGUGCCAAAGAGUACUACAAAGAUGCCGAGGCAUCUCGAAAGCUCUUCAGCGGCGGCGUUCUGCACUCCGGAGACCUGGCCGUAUGGCAUCCCGAUGGCAGCGCCCAGAUCCUCGAUCGAGCCAAAGACAUUAUUAUUUCCGGCGGGGAGAAUAUAUCCUCGGUGGCCCUGGAGAGCAUGCUGGUCCAACAUCCGGACAUUCUCGAAGCUGGCGUUGUGGCUGUCCCCAACGACCACUGGGGCGAAAUACCCAAGGCGUACGUCACUGUCAAGGAGGGCAAGACUGUACGGGGAGAAGAUGUCAUCUCUUGGGCGAAGCAUCAAAGCAACAUCAGCAGGUUUAUGGUGCCCAAAGAGGUGGAGGUGGUAAAGGAGUUGCCAAAGACGAGCACCGGGAAGAUCAAGAAGAAUGACUUGCGGGAAUGGUCUCGAAAGGGCGCAAAGCGAUAG